AUGGUCGCAUAUGGCAUUGGACCCACUUUCAGAGCGGACAUUGCCGUGGACCUCGCUCCCCAACCCGCCGCAGCGGACAUUGCCGUGGACCCCGCUCCUCAACCGGCCGCAGCGGACAUUGCCGUGGACCCCGCUCCCCAACCCGCCGCAGCGGACAUUGCCGUGGACCCCGCUCCCCAACCCGCCGCAGCGGACAUUGCCGUGGACCCCGCUCCCCAACCCGCCGCAGCGGACAUUGCCGUGGACCCCGCUCCCCAACCCGCCGCAGCGGACAUUGCCGUGGACCCCGCUCCCCAACCCGCCGCAGCGGACAUUGCCGUGGACCCCGCUCCCCAACCCGCCGCAGCGGACAUUGCCGUGGACCCCGCUCCCCAACCCGCCGCAGCGGACAUUGCCGUGGACCCCGCUCCUCAACCCGCCGCAGCGGACAUUGCCGUGGACCCCGCUCCCCAACCCGCCAUCCUAGGAAGAACAGUCUGCUCCAGUCCAAACAAGCAGCAAUUUCCAGAAAUCAAACAGUCUGCUUCAGCCCAAACAAGCAGCAAUUCCCAGCCAAAUCAAACAGUCUGCCUCAGCCCCACAAAGCCGCAUGCCCCAGCCAAAUCAAACAGUCUCAUCUUGCCCGAACAAGCAGCAAUUCCGAGCCAAAUCAAACAGUCUGCUCCAGCCCAAACACACAGCAUAUUUCAGCCAAAUCAAACAGUCUGCUCCAGCCCAAACAAGCAGCCAUACCCAGCCAAAUCAAACAGUCUGCUCCAGCCCAAGUAUAUUUUCCUGCAGCCGCCCAGCAGCAUAUUUCCACCAAGCCAGCAACAUGGAAAUUAA
Messenger RNA from Dreissena polymorpha, 825 nucleotides. RefSeq names its product transcriptional regulatory protein AlgP-like. The coding region runs from base 1 to 825 and encodes 274 amino acids. Lineage: Eukaryota; Metazoa; Mollusca; Bivalvia; Myida; Dreissenidae. The record is from RefSeq and is a predicted model, not a curated record. The transcript is spliced from 3 exons.